Messenger RNA from Mytilus trossulus (common blue mussel), 662 nucleotides. RefSeq lists its product as uncharacterized. The record is from RefSeq and is a predicted model, not a curated record. Lineage: Eukaryota; Metazoa; Mollusca; Bivalvia; Mytilida; Mytilidae. The coding region runs from base 150 to 611 and encodes 153 amino acids. The transcript is spliced from 3 exons.
GGCUUUUUUAGAGUAGCACUCCUAAUGUUGGCAUUCUAGAGGCAUUCAUUUGUUUUUGAAUCCUGGAUGCGUACCUGGACCGUAGAUGCUGAGAUAGAAUGACACUCUGAUUUAUCAACCUUUUACCUUUAACAUAUUGGGCUGGCACAAUGAUGAUUCUAGUAUAUUGCGCGGGACAGUGUAAACAAUGCGCUGACAUAAUUCAUACAACACCGAUGAAUUCAACUGACCAAUUACCAACAUGUGUUUCUGCGCCGCAGCCGACACCGUGUAAUGGUACAGCUAUUGGGUGCGCAGAAUUCAAUGGGAAUGUUUCCUUUGGAAUGAAAGGGACAACAAAUGUGACCAUAAAGUUUCAAUACUGUUCAGCAACAAAGCAGACAAGCUGCUACGAUGUGACCAUCAGAAAUGUUAGAAAUGAGUCAUCGGGUCUUUUUAAGGCAUUUUCGGAAGACGCACAGGAUCCAGCAAAACGAGGGUUUGGAUUAGGACAACUUCAAGGUAUAGAAGGUCGAAUCUGUACGUAUGGUUUCCAGUCACCAGUUGUAAACGGACAGAAUAAAAUGUUCCCAAGUGUUCUCAUCCUUGUAUUGGCAUUGAUUUGUCAAUAGGCAAUCAUCUGUGAACAUUAUUUAUAAUCAUAAUAAAGCAAUAUAACUAAA